UAGAAAUGGAAGAUGAAAGAUGGAUGGAUCAUGGAAAUGUCAAGUGUCAAUCAACGGAAAUUGUCGUUUUUCAUAAAUAAUUGUAGAAAAAAUACGCCUUUUCUAAAAUGUGUCUGUUAACUUUUUCUUGUUCAGUGCGCGAUUAAAAUAUAGGAAUAUAUUCAUUUGAAAUACCUUAAUUGAAGUUAUUUCAAUAUAUAUUAAAAUAAUAGUUUGAUUUAAAAAAUUCACUAGUUAAAAAAAAUGGGUGAGGAAGCUACCGCUUCUGAAACCCCAGUUCAAAGAGCUAGGUGCUUUUUCGAUGUCUCAAUUGGUGGUAUUAACAGUGGUAGAAUCGUUUUCGAAUUGUUUACUGAAAUCGUCCCAAAGACCUGUGAAAAUUUUAGAGCAUUGUGCACGGGAGAAAAAGGGUUAGGUGAAGAAACUAAAAAGCCCCUUCAUUAUAAUGAUGUGAUUUUUCAUCGUGUAGUUAAAGAUUUUAUAAUACAAGGUGGAGAUUUUUCAAAUGGAAAUGGAACAGGAGGUGAAAGUAUCUAUGGAGGAACUUUUGAAGAUGAGAAUUUUAUUCUCAAACAUGAUCAGCCAUUGCUUUUAUCCAUGGCUAAUAGAGGAAAGGAUACUAAUGGGUCUCAAUUUUUUAUUACAACGCAACCGGCGCCCCAUCUGGACAAUGUUCAUGUUGUUUUUGGGAGAGUAAUCAGUGGAAUAGAGGCAGUUAGACAAAUUGAAGCUCUUCCAGUUGAUGCUAAUAGCAGGCCCCUGCAGGAUGCUAAGAUUACCAAGUGUGGAGAACUUGUUAAACAAGUCAAAGCUAAAAAGGACAAGAAAAAAAUUGAAGUAGAUGAAGAAGGCAAUGAUGAAAAUGAAGAGAAGAAAUCAAAGAAAAAGCACAAAAAAGAAAAGAAAAAAGACAAAAAAGAUAAAAAACAAAAGAAAGCUGGAGAUAAAUCUGAUGAUCCUGAAGAAGGCGAGGUUUUCGAACCGCAUCCUCUGGUUACAGUGUCAAAUAUCAAUCCAGAUGAUAUACCAGAAGUUCCCAAAAAUAAAUUUUUAAUGCGAGGAGAGAUCAAAAAAGAAAGUGACAAUAUUGAUGAUCGUAAAAAUAAAAAAGAUGUAGGUAGAGACAAGAAUUUUAGAGAUAGAAAUGAGAGAGGAAAACGAGAGUGGGGAUCCAAUUUUAAUAGAAGAGGAAGGCCUUUGACUUCUAAAAGUGGCCGCACAAUAAAAGGACGAGGAAAAUUUAGGUUCAGAACUCCAUCUCGUAGUCGUUCUAGAAGCGCCACUCCCAUCCACUGGCGUAAAGAAGAAUCUCGUGUAAUAAAAAUGUCUGAUCUUCACAAACUUGAAAAUCAACGAAAAAAACUUGAAGACAUGAAAGAAAAAUCCCUGCGACGACGCAGUGGGACCCCUGAACUUCCAUACCACAAGUCUCUUACACCCCAAACAGAACACCCUAAACACCGCGGGGUAGAUUAUAACGCUUUAGAUUAUGAGGAUCCCAGCGACGAAGAUGACCCUAAAAAAAUUGUGCCAAGUUUGGUACAAUAUCCUUUGCCAGGUGCUUACAAUAAAUAUAAAAGCAGAGAAGAGUUGCAAAGAGAGAUUAGGCAGGUUGAUCUAGAGGAAAAAGAAGCUGAAGAAAUUAAUAAGAGGUCCGAUUUUUUGGCUAUGGCUUUAGGGGUUCAAAUAAAAAAAGGAGAAGAUCCUCCCACUGGCGAGAUGAAAAUGAGUGGAUACAGUAAUAAGUCCCAACAACGACCAAAUAAAUUUGUAUCUGCUGCCACCAACAAGACCUUAAAUAGUAGGUUUGGAAGAGUAAAUAUGCGAUUGUUGCAAUUAGCAGGUCAUGAAAAUAUCCAGAUACCUCCACAGUUAGCCAGCAAGGUCGAGGAAAAAAGGGGCAGAAACAAGUUCGAAACUGAAAAACCUGUACAAAAUGAUAACAGAUUUGAGAGAAACGGUCGAUUUGUAGAAGUUAGAAGAAAUAAUAGAGGUAGAUUCGAAGAUCGCAGACGAAAUGUCAUUGAAGAGAAAAACAGAAGAGAUAAGGAGAGAGACAGAGAUAUAAAAGAACGCAAAGAUAGAGACAAAACAAGGGAUCAUAGGAAAUCCCCAAUUAGAAGAAGUAGGUCACGUGAAAGAGCUCUUAAAACUUCGUACUCAAGGAACAGAAGAUCAAAGAGCAAAGAAAAGGAAAAAUCUAGGCGAUCCAAAUCUGCUGAAAAUGAAAAAAAUAAAAAGCAUGAUGAUAAUCAUGUUUUUAAAGUCGAUAAAGAUGCUGAAGAAAAAUAUAGAAAGUUGCUUAUUCUUAGGAAGAAAAUGGAAUUGUUGGAGUUGAAGAAACAAGAAGAAAUGCGUUUGGUAGCUGAAAAACAACGUAAAGCAAAAGAGGAGACUGAGAUGUUAGAAAAGGCAAAAAGAGCAAAACGAGAUGCCAUUGAAAAGGAGAAACUGCUAAAAACAUAUAAGGUUCUUCAGGAAUUAGAUGGAAAGAAAGACGUUAAAAAGAGAACACUGAGUUCAUCUAGUUCAAGUAGCAGUAGCAGUUCAGACAGUGAUAGAUCUAGGAAAAGAAACCGAAGAUCUAAAUCAAAGUCUAGGUCUAGAUCUAAAUCUCGAUCCAGAACAAAAAGACGUAGGCGUUCCUCAACGAGAUCUUCAAAAAGCAGAUCUAGAGAUAGAUACAGGGAUAGACAACCUUCCAGAAGACAUCAUCGAUAAAUAAUUAACUUUGUUUUACUGUAAGAAAGUAUUUUAUUUUCUCGUACAUAUUCUGCAAAUAAAAAACAUUCCUUUACGUGUGUCUUCAAGUAAAAAUAUAAACCUAAAAUUAUAAAUAUUUUUAUGACAAAACUAGAUCGUUGUUUUUAUGACGCCAUAGUUUACAAUUUUUUUUUAUUAAAAUUAAUUCAGUUUUCACCAUUUUAGUUUAGAAGGUGUUUUUUUUAUUUGUAGGUUAUUGUAGGUAUGUAUUGUAUUGAAAUUUGUUAAAUUAUUUCAUUAAUUUUCAAGUAAUAUAUGGAUGGAC
Messenger RNA from Psylliodes chrysocephalus, 3028 nucleotides. Lineage: Eukaryota; Metazoa; Arthropoda; Insecta; Coleoptera; Chrysomelidae. The record is from the annotation of a GenBank genome assembly.